Pelmatolapia mariae (spotted tilapia) is the source of this 1422-nucleotide messenger RNA. RefSeq names its product LIM homeobox transcription factor 1-beta-like. The record is from RefSeq and is a predicted model, not a curated record. Bases 1 to 1422 code for a protein of 473 amino acids. Gene Ontology annotation, biological process: regulation of transcription by RNA polymerase II; neuron differentiation. Gene Ontology annotation, cellular component: nucleus. Gene Ontology annotation, molecular function: RNA polymerase II transcription regulatory region sequence-specific DNA binding; DNA-binding transcription factor activity, RNA polymerase II-specific. NCBI's taxonomy places the organism in Eukaryota, Metazoa, Chordata, Actinopteri, Cichliformes, Cichlidae. The transcript is spliced from 9 exons.
AUGUUGAAUUACUUUAAAAUGAAGGAUCAACUGCGGAGCGAUACCAGUUCUUUGGAUGGUAAGAUCGGCGCUGACUUUCGACAGCAGGCCGUGUGUGAGGGCUGCGCGCAGAUCAUUUCAGACCGUUUCCUGAUGAGGGUCAGUGGCGCGUCCUGGCACCAGAAGUGCCUUCAGUGCGCUGCGUGCCAGCAACCGCUCACCGACACCUGCUACUUCAGAGACACAAAGCCGUACUGCAAGAGCGACUACCAACAGUUGUUUGCUGUGGAAUGCAGCAACUGUCUUGGAAAGAUAGCGCCCACAGAGUUUGUUAUGCGAGCUCUGGACAGUGUUUACCAUCUCAGCUGCUUCUGCUGCUGUGUCUGCCAGCGCCAGCUGUGUAAAGGAGAUGAAUUUGUACUGAAAGAAGGUCAGCUGCUGUGCAAGACUGACUAUGAGAGAGAGAGGGCCCUGCUCAGUACACUCAGUCCAGACAUCACAGACUCAGAUAAGAGUGAGGAUGAGGAUGAGGAUGUGAAAUCAGAAAAAAUCCUAUCAGUCAGGAAAUGGAGCAGUGACAGCAAAGAACCCCUAAGGCCCAAACGCCCACGCACCAUCCUAACCACCCCGCAGCAGAGAGCCUUUAAGGCCUCUUUUGAGGUUUCUUCCAAACCCUGCAGAAAGGUAAGAGAGACCCUGGCUGCAGAGACUGGACUUAGUGUUCGUGUGGUCCAAGUCUGGUUCCAGAACCAGAGAGCAAAGAUGAAGAAGUUAGCCCGCAGACAACAGCAACAGCAGGAGCAACACAACAGCCAAAGGCUAGGCCAAGGUAUUGACUUCAUCCAUGACAUUGACAGUGAGACCUCUCUGACAAGUCUAAAUGAUUGCUUCAUGGCCACUCCAGAUGAAGCCUCUUUACAUGAAAGGGUGGGGAACACCAUUGACUGUCUUUACUCCAUGCAAAGCUCAUACUUCUUAAGACACAUCAUUAGUUUCAGUCCUUCUCAGCCCACCAUACCUCCUACCAGGCUGUGGACGGUAAAUGGGAACCAUGAAGAGGCUGCUAGAAAAGCUGCAACCACCAAGUACCUGCAGAGGGUCAGGCAAGUACUGAGAAGUAAGCUGAACGGUAAGAACAAGAUCCGGGCUAUCAACACCUACGCCCUGCCCGUGAUCAGCAACAUCAGAAAGAAGGAACACGAGAAGCUGGAGAAAUACCAAGGACUCAGAGAAGAGCUCGAGAAAAUAUGGAAGGUGAAGGUAACAGUGGUCCCAGUGGUAAUCGGAGCACUAGGUGCGGUGACUCCCAAACUAGGCGGGUGGCUCAAGCAGAUCCCAGGAACAACAUCUGAGAUCUCUGUCCAGAAGAGUGCAGUCCUAGGAACAGCUAAGGACCCUCAAGCUCCCAGGCCUCUGGUAGAGGACCCGAGCUUGAAGGACUGA